Venustampulla echinocandica is the source of this 798-nucleotide messenger RNA. RefSeq lists its product as uncharacterized. The coding region runs from base 1 to 798 and encodes 265 amino acids. The transcript is spliced from 3 exons. NCBI's taxonomy places the organism in Eukaryota, Fungi, Ascomycota, Leotiomycetes, Helotiales, Pleuroascaceae. The record is from RefSeq and is a predicted model, not a curated record.
AUGUCCAAAAAGUCCAGUAGCAAGGCAACAGCGAAAGAAUCUAUAGUUAAUUUAAAAGAUACUCCUUCGUCUCAGAGCGACAAACACCCACCCUGGUCCAGCUGGGAAUUUAGCACAGAGGGAGCUUUCUAUUAUCGUGCUCGGAAGGGCGUUAAUGAUGAAUGGGAGUACGAAUAUGGGUAUCCCAGCUCAGACUCACUUGACUCUCCUGCAAAAGAAACCUCCGGAACCACGGCCAAAUACCUCCACCGCCCGCCCAUUAAAUAUCCCAAAGAAGACCUGAAAGUGAUUUAUGCUGAACGACUAAAACCUACUUAUAUCUCCGCAGUUGCUGGUCUUCUAGCUCCGCAUGUUUCUGUUACUGGUGCUGAAUCUGGGAAUCCUGCGGACGAACAUUCAAACAUGCCGAGCACGGAACAUGGCAGAAUAAGCUCCAGCCAGAAGGAGAAUUCUGGGACAAACCUCAAAACAGAAGGUGAAAGCGGAGCUGGAGGAGAGAGAAACUCUGACUCGGUCCAAAACAAACGGCCAGCCGAGGAGAAGAAUGCACCAAAAAGGGUAGAAAAGAUAGAAAAGACGAAAAUGAAGGAAAAGAAGGACAAGAAAGACAAGAAGGACAAGAAAGAAAAGAAGGACAGAAAAGAAAAAGAAAAGAAAAGCAAACCUAGGAAACCAGUUUCCAAAAUAGAUCGUGUGGCCCAGUGGAGGGAUAGUGUUAAUACUGUUAUGCUGGAAGGGCAGAUUGAAAUGGAAUACAGGGGAGAUAUUUCAGAGACCCAGGCGGAAAACGAGUCCUAG